AUGGGCAGCGCUAACAGAAGACUCUUGAUCCUUGUACAGGUUGAAAGUCUGUACAAGACUGAUGGUGUGAAGCAGGUGAAGCCUCACUUGAAAAAGUGCUUUGAAGGAAUUGCUAGUGUGGAGUUUACCGAAGUCUUGGAUAUCACGCACAUGAAAAGCAGCGAAGGAGAAGUCAUAGCCCUCAUUAACACAAUAUCAACAGCUAAAGCUAGAGGUCAAGUGGAAAAAUGGCUAGUUGAACUGGAAGCAGCGAUGGUCAACUCCAUCCACAAGGUGAUUGGUUAUGCGAUAGAAGCCUACCCAAAAUCUCUCCGUAUAAACUGGGUAAGGGAUUGGCCUGGACAAACAGUUCUGUGUGUAUCUCAGACUUUCUGGACCUUGGAGGUCCAAACAGCUAUUAAAAAUGGCCAGCAGGCACUUGAAAAGUACCUGGAACAGUGCAACGGGCAGAUUGAUGGCAUUGUCACACUGGUGCGAGGGACGUUAUCAAAGCAGAAUCGAGUAACUCUCGGCGCACUCGUCGUGCUCGAUGUUCAUGCUCGGGAUGUUCUGGCAACUCUAGUAAGCAAACAUGUCAAUGACGAGACCGACUUCGAAUGGCUGAGCCAGCUUAGGUACUACUGGGAGGAGGGGCAUCUACAAACAAAGAUGAUCAAUGCCGGUUUGCGGUAUGGAUAUGAAUAUCUCGGCAAUACCCCUAGGCUGGUUAUUACCCCAUUAACGGAUAGAUGCUACAGGUAA
Molecule: messenger RNA, 741 nt
Organism: Podarcis muralis (Common wall lizard)
Lineage: Eukaryota; Metazoa; Chordata; Lepidosauria; Squamata; Lacertidae
Source: RefSeq, a predicted model, not a curated record